AUGGCUAAAACAAAACAGAAACCUGAGCUUCUGAAAAAGUGGCUCACAGAUAAAGAAAGCGUGUUUAAGAUCAUUUGUGAUCAAGGUUCUCAUAUUUUACAACACGAAAUAAGCAAAAAACAUAGAAAGCUGUUGGAGGAAAAAUCCAGUACGCAGCUUCAAAUUAAAGAAUGUGAGCGGCAAUCUGAAAAAAAUGAAUUCACAAUUGAAGAUAUUCGGCAUGAUAUUGAAGAUAGUGACAUUUCAAUAUGUGUUGAUGAAACAACUGAUGUUAAGGGAAGGUACAUUGCAAACUUAAUUGUCAGUAAGUUGUCAGAUGAAGGUCCUAGUGUUCCAUAUCUUCUCACCUGCAGAGUACUUGAAAAAACUAACCAUGCAAAAGUUGCAUGUUUUAUUAAUGACUCCCUUGGUAAAUUGUAA
Molecule: messenger RNA, 420 nt
Organism: Brassicogethes aeneus
Lineage: Eukaryota; Metazoa; Arthropoda; Insecta; Coleoptera; Nitidulidae
Source: the annotation of a GenBank genome assembly